Messenger RNA from Drosophila miranda, 937 nucleotides. Its product is annotated as protein tantalus-like. The record is from RefSeq and is a predicted model, not a curated record. NCBI's taxonomy places the organism in Eukaryota, Metazoa, Arthropoda, Insecta, Diptera, Drosophilidae. The transcript is spliced from 2 exons. The coding region runs from base 74 to 697 and encodes 207 amino acids.
AGAGGCUCGUUGCUCGUUUGAGAAGUCGAAAGGUUUACCCAGGAGACGGAAAAGCCGGAAAAAGAUACGAGAAAUGCCUGCAAAGGAAAAACUUGAAGGCAAAGCUAAAGCCGGGAGUAUACUGGGGGAUACAGGAUCUGUGACAACCGCGACUAUGGUUCGGCGCCAAAUGCCGCCGCGCGCCUGCAAGAGCAAGAGCCAGAGCGCCGCCAGGCCCAGUCUUAGUCCCAGCCGCCUGGCCAAGAAGCCCAGCCUGACGCCGACCACCGGUUCUCAGGCGCCAUCGCAGACCAUCGCAAAGUCGAGGCCCACCGGUCUCGAGACGAUUUUUGAACGGCCCGGCAAUGAGGACGACGGGCCCACCAGCAGCCAUGCCGUGGCAUUCGGCGAGUGCCAGCGCCGCGUCCUCGCCCUGGGUACGGGCGAAAAAAAAAGAACCCUGUCGCAGAAGAGCUGCCUGAAGGUGCGCAACACCUUGGGCGAACGCAGCACCCGGCACAUGAUGACACUGCGGGCGUCCCGCACUACUUUGGACAGCGUAAUGCUCGGGGGCUCGGACGAUGAAGGCGAGUCGGUCGGAGUCGCUCCCGUAGCUGCUCCCGAAGUCGUUCCCGCUGGAGGAAAUGCCGGUACAAAUCAGCCGGCACCAUUCGUGCUGCGCACCAGCAGGAGGCUCAAGAGUCUGCCUCCGUUUUAGAUUGUUGCACCUUCCACCCUCCAAAUGAAAGAAAAAGAAUAAAGAAAAGAAAAGCAAAGAAAAGAAAAACCCUCUACAGAAUGUCUCUUUUGCUCUCAUUGUAAAUUGAAGCGCCUCUUUCGGCGGAACCUACCCCAAGAGCGGAAAGCGGAGAUCAAUUAGAAUUGUGAACCCCAAAGCGAGCGAUUGAUACGAUACACUCACGAGUACUCAUGCCCAAGCCCGAGUACUCUGUCCAGC